Molecule: messenger RNA, 2037 nt
Organism: Dermacentor albipictus
Lineage: Eukaryota; Metazoa; Arthropoda; Arachnida; Ixodida; Ixodidae
Source: RefSeq, a predicted model, not a curated record
CUCUGGGGAGUUCCAUUGGAGCUCCUAACAGGUGCUUCUGUCGUCUGGUCUUCAUGUUUCAGUGCAACCCCCGCAUCUUGCCCGAAAGAAAUCGUCGAAAACGGGUGCUCCGAAUGAGCUGACUACACGGAGGAAGCGGGUCCGUUGCUGCCUUCUCGGAAGCAGCGAUGGGGUUUCACGUCCUUGCGACCGUAGGCCUUGCGGCCAUUUUGAUUUCGAGGGCAGACAGCGGAAGGAACACAAAUGACCAGAACUACGAGUCACUCUAUCUGACGCCGUACAUCGAAGCGGGCCAGAUCGACAUAGCCAGGAACUUGAGCCGAGUGAAGUUGUUCGAGCGCUACAUCGGGGCAGAGACACACUCUGGCUACAUCACCGUCGACAGGUGGAAGAAAAGCAACCUCUUCUUUCUCCACAUUCGCGCCCUGAAAAACCCGGAUGCCUACCCGCUUCUUCUCUGGCUUCAAGGUGGUCCGGGACUAUCGUCCCUAUUCGGCGAGUUCCUCGAGAUCGGACCCCUCGGCAUCGACGACAAUGGGCGCCUUUUCCAAAGACGGAACUCCCUCCAGAGGCACGUGAACGUCGUCUACCUCGACCAGCCACCGGGAGCCGGCUACAGCUUCACCAAGCUAUCGCUGGGAUACGCCAAUAACCUGGACGACGUCGCCAGCGGCGUGCUCAAGUUCCUCGACCAGUUCAUCAUGAUGUUUCCCGAGUACAAAAACCGAACGUUCUACGUGGGAGGAGAGUCUUACGGCGCCAGGUUCUCCGUCGGCGUAUCUCACGCCAUCCAUUCCGGCAAGGAACCACACGUACCGCUACACCUUCGAGGCGUGAUCCUCGGCGCCGGCUUCCUAGGGCGCCUCAUGAAAGUGGCCGACUCGUCCGAGUUCCUCUACGAGAUGUCGCUGAUCACCAAGAAGGGGCGAAAGAGCCUCGCAGAGAACUUCGCCGACAUGAGACGCAAGGCGAGGACCUUGAUAGGCAAGCUGGCCGCUCUGCUGCGGCUCCGGAAGACCAUCUUCACGUCGGAGAAGAAGCCCACGCUGUUUCAGAGGCUCACGGGCUUCAACAACCAGGCGAGCGCGCUCUACUCCGAGAAGCCCCUCAACAUGUUGAAGUACGAGAAGUACGUGCAGAGCGACGAGUUCAAGCGAGCCGUGCACAUCGGCAAGGACGUCGAGUUCAUGAAGGCCGAGGGCAGGGUGUCGACGAGCCUGAAAAACGACUACUUGACCGACAUCAGCGCCGAGAUAGAGGACCUCCUGCAGUCGUACAAGGUGCUCUUCUACACGGGACAGAUGGACACGCUCUUCCCGUCACGGAACCUGCAGGAAUACUUCCGGUCCCUGAACUGGACUGGCGCCGAGGAGUUCCGGAAAGCGCAGCCGCUUCACUGGAAGGCGUUCCCCACGUGUCAUUCGGUUUCCGGUCUCCUCGUGAGGGUGGGAAGCAUGACGGACGUGGUCGUCUUCAAAGCGGGACACUACACAGCCGUCGACGAACCGGAAGUGGCUAAUAGGAUGAUGUUGAAUUUCAUUGAGGAUAACGCGACAGCGUGGGGGACGUACGAUGAUGAAGCAAAGUUCCAAGAGAAAGCAUAGGCUAUGUUCACAAAGGAUAAGGCACUAAUGCGAUCUCGUGAUGUAUUCGUUAAAUCUAUGCUGUACACUUUCGAAGUUUCCACUUAGCGAACUGCAGUGCGCAGUGGAAAUGACCGCCUGUGUCUGCUUGCUCGUCGCGACCACUGCUUACUUCGAAAUAGAGCCAUAACUACUCAAUUGUAAUGCUAAUGAUAUGAUUUCUUUAUCUAGUCCUUUUAUCUGAAUAGCCUUUUUUUCUACGUCAUUUUCGAUGCUUUUGAAACGGGACGAGGGGUCCAACCGUGGGAAGAAAUAAAGCGAUUUGUCGUUUAUGAAGAACAGUUGGAAUGAACACGGCGUCGACAGAGAUUGCUGCAUUGUAAGUGAUGUCCACAAACGAUGACCUGCGACUAAAAAUGGCACUGCCAAUAAAAAGAAAUAUGUCAAACAGGAA